AUGACCUCCGGAUCUUGCGCCUGUAGCUACAUCAGUUACACGACUUCCAACCCACCUACACGUCUCGUCAAUUGCCAUUGUGGCACCUGUCGCAAGCAAUCUGGUGGACCAUAUCAGACCUGGGCACAUUUCGCGAGUGACGAUAUCCAAUGGCAAGUGAAGCCCACGGAGCGCCGGGCGACGAAUACUGCUACGCGUAGCUUCUGUCCGCGAUGUGGCUCCAGUGUCAGUAUGACUCUCGAUCGGUGGGCAGGGCUUACGGGCCUGGCUGCUGGAACGCUCAAUGAGGGUCCCGCGCAAAUCCCCAAGCCAAGUCUUCACAUUUUCCUUGCUGAGAAGGCUAGUUGGUUUGAGGUGCCAGAUGAUGGGGCACAAAAGUUCGAUUUGUGGAGUCAAUGA
Penicillium brevicompactum is the source of this 399-nucleotide messenger RNA. Its product is annotated as GFA family protein. The transcript has a single exon. Gene Ontology annotation, molecular function: carbon-sulfur lyase activity. The record is from RefSeq and is a predicted model, not a curated record. Lineage: Eukaryota; Fungi; Ascomycota; Eurotiomycetes; Eurotiales; Aspergillaceae. Bases 1 to 399 code for a protein of 132 amino acids.